Molecule: messenger RNA, 646 nt
Organism: Ooceraea biroi (clonal raider ant)
Lineage: Eukaryota; Metazoa; Arthropoda; Insecta; Hymenoptera; Formicidae
Product: putative nuclease HARBI1
Source: RefSeq, a predicted model, not a curated record
AAUAUAUGUAUUAAUAUAAAACAUGACACGUAUUUCUUUUUUUCAGGAGACAGCGGUUACCCAUUAGAACUAUGGUUGUUUACUCCAUUCGGGAAUCCAAAUGAAAAUACUCCCGAAGCAAGAUUCUACACGGAAUUAACUUCUGUUCGAAACGUUAUUGAAAGGAUUAACGGCAUUUUAAAAGGACGUUUUAGAUGCCUUUCUAGACAUAGAACAUUGUUAUAUCAUCCUACUCGAGCGACAAAUAUUAUUUAUACUGGUUGUGUGCUCCAUAACAUUGCAUUAAAUGCAGGAUUAAUAUUACCUGAGGACGAUAUUGAGUACAGAGAUCCUGUUAAUUUGUUUGAUAAUAACGCUGGAGAUGCAGGCAAUGAUGCAUAUAAUUUAGGAAGAGUAGCUAGAAUAGCGUACAUACGAAAUAAUUUAUAAGUAAUAUUUAUUUUAUCAUUUGUGCUUACAAUAAACAUUGUACAUGUAUUGUAUAUACAAAAAAUAAAUAAUGUCUGUCGUCAUUUGUAUUAACAAAUAAACAUUGUAUAUACAAAAAAUAAAUAAUACUUUUAUUGUAAUGAACGUUAAGUUAAAACAAUGUGAUUGCACAUCUGAUAUUACAGUCAAAUGAAAUAAAGUAUACUUAAAAAUCAAA